Molecule: messenger RNA, 1058 nt
Organism: Prorocentrum cordatum
Lineage: Eukaryota; Dinophyceae; Prorocentrales; Prorocentraceae
Source: the annotation of a GenBank genome assembly
GCGGCCUGGACAACCAGCUCGUCGUGGCGGUGGCCAUGUACCACCUGGUGCUCAUCUUCCGCUUCCUCGUGGCCUCUCGAGGCCAGCGCCGCCUCGCCAUCGUGGUCAACACCAUCGUGCAGGGUUUCGAGGACAUCAUGCACUUGACUGUCGUCCUGCUGCUGAUGAUCCUUGCCUACGUGUUCAGCGGGCACAUCCUGUUCGGGGCGCGGAUGCAAGACUUCGCCACCUUCUGGGGCUCAUGGGGGUACGUCUUCCAGAUCGUCGGCCAGCGCGAGUACCAGUGGGACGACCUCAUUGCAGGCCACAACAGCAUCAUCGUGAUGAUCUGGCUCUGGUCUCUCUUCCUGGUCGUGAUCCUGGUUGUGCUCAAUCUGGUGCUCGCCAUGGUAUUUGACAGCUACAACGAGGUUCGCACGAUGGUGUCGGACAAGGACACCAUCUGGCACACUGCGCUCAGGCUCAUCUACCAGCUGCAGUCCCUGUCCUCGUGGGUCCCGCACCACGAGCUCCGCGGCAGGGUGAUCGCCUGGGCCAAGGAGUCCAAGGAAGACAAAGUCGACCUGCACAGGCUGAAGGCCAUCUGCCCGAAGAUCCCGAGCGCACAGGUCGACCUCCUCUUCGAGGACUGCCAGAACAGGAUCAAGUCCACGGUGGAGCGCGGCAGGAAGAACAUGCUCUCCGAGGCCCUCGCCAGCAUCCUGCUGGGCACGGAGGACCUCCGGAGGGGCGUGCGCCAGAUGAAGGAGUGGCGCCAGGGCGCAUCCUACUUCGAGGGGCUCGACCGGCAAGACGGCUUCGAGGACAAGUCGGGAGAGCAGUCGAGUCGAGAGGUCUCCGCGGAGAAGCCGGGGCCCAGGACGAUCUCGGAGCACGAGGCCGACGGGGGCCUGGACCACCCCGUGACGCCGUGCGAGAGCGUCCACAGCGCCGUCCUCGCCCAGGACCCAAAGGCGGCGCCCACGGAGGAGCCCUUUUGGGUCACCAGCGGCCUGAGGCGGCACUUGCGGGCGUCCGCCCAGCAGAUGGAGAACAUGCAUGCCCCCAGCGGCGCGUGA